Dunckerocampus dactyliophorus (ringed pipefish) is the source of this 2280-nucleotide messenger RNA. RefSeq lists its product as uncharacterized. The transcript has 2 exons. Lineage: Eukaryota; Metazoa; Chordata; Actinopteri; Syngnathiformes; Syngnathidae. Gene Ontology annotation, molecular function: zinc ion binding; nucleic acid binding. The record is from RefSeq and is a predicted model, not a curated record. The coding region runs from base 43 to 1533 and encodes 496 amino acids.
UUCCAGGAGGUGCAGCUUUUGCAAAAAUAUGUUGCACGGGAGAUGAGUUGGCCCAUCAUUCUCUGCAGUGUUACAUAUUUUGGCGAGCCAGCCAGGAGUCAACAUGAUCACAAACCACCUCCCUUCACAAGAGAUGAACUUUCAAUGAACAAAAUGGAAGCGACACAGCCCCUGUGUGAUCAAGUGAGUACAGCCUUGUGGCAGUUGGAGAGGGAGCUUCUCAUGGAUGUCUGCAGGCGACUGAAAUGUUCCGGCCUGGACAGUGGAGAGCCUCGCAGCAGGACUAAGAGGACACUCAUCAGGAUGGCAGAGGAUGAGGAUCAAGUGGAGCAGUGUUACAAGGACAUCGCUACCUACAUCCGCAGACGAAGCAAAGGAGAUAGUCAAUCAGAAGAGGAGCCCCCAUCAAAAGAAUUUGUGCCUAAUAUAGAGCCUGACGACAACCCUGCACGAAUCUCCCCAAGAAGGAUGAAAAAUACUCCACCUAGAACUCGAAAAGAGCCAGCACAAACUCUACAAGAGGUAACGUUGAGAAGGGAGUUUAAAAUAUGUGGACAGAUUGGAGAACAUGGGCAGAAGGACAGGCUAUCUUACCUCAGCCUAAUCCGCCAGAUUGAGAAUGGGAGCGAAAAAGGACACGCAGAGGCCGAAAUAGUUGAAGCAGUAAUUAGGGCCAUCAGUCCAGGAAUGCCCCUAAGAGACAUGCUGGAGAUAAAACGUGGGCUGACACUUAGUAAACUGCUCACCAUAUUAAAAGGGCACUACAAGGUCGACAGUCCCACUGAGCUUUACCAUCAACUCCUCAAUCUCUCCCAAGAGCCCAAAGAAACUGCCCUCAACUUUGGAUUUCGUGCCAUCAAACUCAAAGAGAAACUGUUAUGGAAAGUAUCAAAUGAGGAGACCGAUGAACUAUACAGCAGAGCCACAAUCCAGCACAAGUUCCUCCGCUCCAUUGAAACUGGGCUGCUCAGUGACUCUAUCAAGUACCAGUUACUGCCCCUCCUAAGUGACUUAUCCGUAACAGAUGGAGACCUCAUUGAAACGCUCAAUGAAGCUUCAAAGCUAGAAAAUGAAAGAUUGGAGAAACGAAAAAGGUCCACUGCAGCCAAGAUUCCCAAGGUGCAGGAGUUCCAAACAGAAUGCCAGGCAGCCCAGACAUCUGUUCAGACACCCCUCAAGCUUCCCGAGUCCUCCCCUUUAGUGGCCGUGAAAACAGUUAAAGGUAAAGAGACAAAGGCAGAUACACAGCAGAUGAUAGAAGAACUUCGCAAAGAAAUGCAGCAAAUGUUUAUGACUGCAAUGGAAAAUAGUCCAUGCACCAUGACACCAAGACAGAGAGAAAAGGGCUGUAAAAAAUGCAAAAAAGAGAGGAAAGGAGACAACUGCAUGCGCUGUUUCAAAUGUGGGCGAGAGGGGCACUACUCUUGUGGAUGCCGAUUCCCAUCAGUGACAGACUCGUCAGAGCUGGAGUCCGUAAAAGGAGUCUCCCCUCACUCUUUUGGACAGCUUUGUGUUUUUAUCAUUUAUUUUUAAUUGAAGAAAAGUAGUCAUACACAACAAAUGCGGCAUCAUGAUCCAAUAACUUGAAAUUAAAUAGCAAACAAUAAGUAGAAAUGCAAAAUCACAUUAUAAAGUAGGGAGUUUCCUUGAAGAUUCAUUUGGGGUUUUUUAACAGGAGAUGAUGGAUGGAUUGUCUUCUUUCCAGCAACACAGAAACCCUAAAUGAAUCAAAAACAACAAAUCUGGCUCCAUUAUUUCAUAUUUUUGGCAGUAUCACCAGAAGUGUGAGGAUGCUAACACGUGACACUAUCGGGAAGUGUUUCCAAGUCUCCCCCCUCCGUCGACAACAUGGGCACCUCCUCCACUGUUUCACUUCUGCGCCAGUACCAGAUGGCGAGAGCACCGAAAAGACCCAGCACAAGCACGACGGUCGUCACGGCCACGACUGGAACUGGAACUCCAUUUCUCAUGGCUGAUGGUGGCGCUGUGGGUUGAACUGCAGCGUUCAUGGCUGAUGGUGGUGGACACUCAAGUAGGAUGUCACAUUGUUGGGUAGCAACCCGACUUUCCACCGUACAGAGAUAUCUUCCACAGUUGUCCUCUGUGAUCCUGUCUACAAACAAGUCACCCAAUGUGGCAUUCACACUGCCGUUUGGUGGCAUGUGAGGAUCCGCAUUUGAGUGUCACGCCAUGACCCUUUGCAGGCUCCCCUUCCACACCACAAACCGGCUCGAUUGGUUUCUCCAUGACUGUCAGGUUCAUGUCCCUUUGAACCUCUAU